Salvia hispanica is the source of this 1021-nucleotide messenger RNA. RefSeq names its product cytokinin riboside 5'-monophosphate phosphoribohydrolase LOG1-like. Gene Ontology annotation, cellular component: cytosol; nucleus. The record is from RefSeq and is a predicted model, not a curated record. NCBI's taxonomy places the organism in Eukaryota, Viridiplantae, Streptophyta, Magnoliopsida, Lamiales, Lamiaceae. Gene Ontology annotation, molecular function: hydrolase activity, hydrolyzing N-glycosyl compounds. Gene Ontology annotation, biological process: cytokinin biosynthetic process.
UCAUUCCUUCCUUCCUAUUCCUAAACCAUUCAUCAUUCCACAAUAUAUUUCCACAAAACUCAAAGAAACACAAACACCUCUUUAUUAACUUCAAUCUUUUUUCACACCAAAAAAAAAUCAGUUUGAAUUAUUGCAAUGGAAAAGAACACAAAGGCAUCAAGAUUCAACAGAAUCUGUGUCUUCUGUGGAAGCAGUCCUGGUAAGAAGCCUAGCUACCAGCUUGCAGCUGUCCAGCUUGGAAAAGAAAUGGUUGAGAGGAACAUAGACUUGGUGUAUGGAGGUGGAAGCAUAGGAUUGAUGGGUUUGAUUUCUCAAGCUGUGUAUAAUGGCGGCCGCCACGUGUUGGGGGUGAUUCCCAAAACUCUGAUGCCUAGAGAGAUAACAGGAGAGCCAGUGGGAGAAGUAAGAGCUGUUUCUGGUAUGCAUCAAAGGAAGGCUGAGAUGGCUAGACAAGCUGAUGCUUUUAUAGCCCUACCUGGUGGCUAUGGUACAUUGGAAGAAUUGUUGGAAGUCAUAACUUGGGCUCAACUUGGAAUUCACGACAAACCGGUGGGUUUGCUCAAUGUGGAUGGCUACUACAAUUCACUGUUGUCGUUCAUAGACAAAGCUGUGGAUGAAGGUUUCAUUGCACCAUCUGCCCGUCAUAUCAUUGUGUCUGCCCAAACUGCCCAUGAACUAAUGUCAAAGCUCGAGGAUUAUGUUCCGAAACAUAACGAGGAUACACCAAAGCUUAGUUGGGAAAUGGAACAACAAUUGGGCUAUACCACAAGAUCAGAUAUUGCUCGUUGACUUGGAAUUUAUUAAGUCUUAAUUUAUUUAAUUAGGCAAAGUACAUAUUUAAUUUUGACACACAUGCAACGUCACAUGAUGCUUAGCUAGGCCUAGGGAUUUACAUAGUUUAAAAUACUCCAUUGAUUUUAAAUUUAGUGGAAUUUUUAUUCCAUUAUUUUGUGCCUAGUGUUGCAUUGUUCCUCUGUUUGAUCCUUUUUUAAAGUGAUAAUCUCAAUUAAAUUUGUUAGAA